This is a messenger RNA of Caenorhabditis briggsae, 2454 nucleotides long. It is a transcript of the gene Cbr-ril-2, whose product is annotated as Protein CBR-RIL-2. The coding region runs from base 1 to 2454 and encodes 817 amino acids. The transcript is spliced from 10 exons. Gene Ontology annotation, biological process: regulation of intracellular pH; lysosome organization. NCBI's taxonomy places the organism in Eukaryota, Metazoa, Nematoda, Chromadorea, Rhabditida, Rhabditidae. Gene Ontology annotation, cellular component: lysosome; membrane. The record is from RefSeq and is a predicted model, not a curated record.
AUGGUCAAUUGGACCAACGCUCGAGAUAUAAUAGCUUUUUGGCUACUAGGGUUGUGUAACAAUUACGGGUAUGUCAUUAUGUUAUCAGCUGCGGAAGAUAUUCUAGAUAAUCAAAAAGGGACCGGCUCGACGAAUACCAGUAACACCUGUGAGACCGGUUUAACGAGUAGACACUGUAACUCUGUUUCUGCUGGAGCUGUCCUUCUAGCUGAUAACCUCCCAGCGUUGGUCGUGCAAACCACGUUUCCAUUUUUUAUGCAUCGAUUUCCAUUUGGAUUCCGAGCAGUUAUAGUUUUCGUCCUACAAGCAGCUUCAUAUUUCAUAGUUGCAUAUUCUGGAAGCAUUGCAAUGUCCCUAGCAGGAGUAUGUAUGGCAUCGUUGGGUCAGGGAAUCGGAGAAAUUACGUUCUUGGCGAUGGCAGCGCAUUAUGUACCAAUACUCAGCAAAACAUGUAUGAAAACAGUGAAACAGGCGUUGAAGCAUACUGAUGGUAGAUCGGAUUAUUUUAGAUUCUUGAGCAAUGAUGCAGCAGCUUCAAUUAGACCAGAAAAGGAACAUUCCAUUACAGAAGUGCUGUCCCUCGACGACUUUGGGCUGCUCUCCAGCAAUAGGUCUCAAUCCAUUGAGUCUAUGAGUUCUACUGGCGACACAUUCUUAGAGCAUCUCUUCAGGAACGAUACUCUGAAUGCUUUUUCAAAUGUUCAAAUCCCAACCACUAUGUCAACCCGCGAGCUUGGUGGUUCUAGUGAUGUUUUUGGAUACGACUACGUUUCGGAACUUUUGUCGGAAGGUGCCAUUCCCGAGGAGAUUGCUGAAGAUCUUGCAAUGGAACCAUCAACUUCUGAAACGGAAAUUACGUCAUAUUUUGCUGAUUCUGCACGCUACCAUAAUGACCAAGAACCGGGCACCUCUGGUUUGGAAGUCACAUCUCUUCCAUUCCUUAUUCCGAAUCUUGAUGACCAUGUUCUUGAGGAAAACGAUAAGAAAGCCACCAGAAUAUUGAUAUCGGAAAAGCUGCGUCGAGAAAGAAAACUGAAUCUGUCAACAACAGCACCCUUGGAAUCUCCAGAAGAUACCGUAACUCCGCUAUUUCACUCUCCCAUGACAUCAGGAAUUCCCAAUUUUGGCGAAAUGCUCUUUCCUGAUAACAUCCCCAUGGAAUCUUACACGAGCCAAUGGAAAGAUGGCGAAGCUCCAGAAGUGAUUUCCACGAAAGCUUAUUCAAACAACUUUCCCACUCUCGAUGCUCCUACGGAAUUUUCAUUAGAUGUUUUGGAAGGCAUCAUGACAGAAGGUUCGAUGGCAGAGCUACUUGAAGAACUCAGAACCUUUGAACGUUGGCCAGAAUGGAUUUUUACUGGAGAUCGGAGGACACUCACUAGAGCCAACGGAGUUCUUCGUUAUGUUGUUCAAAACAGUUUAGAUCUUAAUGAAGCGAAGGAAGUACUUUAUAACUUCACUUCUUCUCAUAUUCGAGCAGUGGUUCCCGACGAUGUCCUCCUUCAUUUUACUGUAAAAUCAAUAAACUCUUCUUCCAACGUAGCGGAAAUUGCUUCCCAGUUGGAGGAUUCGAAUAGAAUUGCUUUGUCUCGUGAAUUAAGACCGGACCGUUCACUUGUAGAAGCACAGCUAAUUGAUUUGUACACAGCAGCGAUCAAGAAAUGCCCAAAAACCUCAUCGACAUUGUUAGCUCUUUGUUCCAAGUUGAACUUCGAUCGUUCCGCUGAAAUUUUCAUGAAAUGCUAUGGAGAAGUACAAGCAUUUGCUGGAAACUUUCUGACAUCGUUUGACGGAUGGAAGAAGCUAUCGACAAAGUAUGGAACUCAAAAAGGAAUUGAAAACUACUGGACAGCUGCAUUGGACAGUGAAGGUUCGAUGGAAAAACGUGUCGAGGCACUUCUCGUGUACUCAGCGAAGACUGAGCAUCCAUUUUCCACGAUGGCUCGAAUGAUCUGCACUUUCGUAAAACUCGACCAACUCGACAAAGGACUUGAAGUAUUUCAAGCUGUUUCAGUUUCUGGUAAACAUUUCAUGGAGUCACUUGCUGCAUUCGUUAGACAGAAAGAUUUGGAUUCUAUCGAACGUUUGGCGACACUCAUCGAGAGAGGAAUGAUCGCGGAGAGACGCCGAGGCGGCCGGCAGCAGGCAGUCAACAAAAGCGAAAUAGAGGGAGAGAAAAAGCUGUUGCUAAGCGAGAACGUUCAUGCAGCCCUUGCGAAGUUCUAUGGAGUGAGUGGUCAUAAGAAAUCCAAGUUUGUCGAUAAGAAGCUCAAGAAAAAGAUCCAUCGCGUCGACGAAGCACAACUUCAUGACUUGUGCAAAUCCAUUCAAAAGGCAUGGAUUCAAUGUGCCGAUAACAAAGAAUCUGUUGAUCGUCUUGUAGCCUGGUGUCAAUCAAAUCGUGUCGAAAUUGAUGAUAAACUCCAGAAGAAAAUUUCUUCUUUCUCUGAAUAG